Molecule: messenger RNA, 1638 nt
Organism: Postia placenta MAD-698-R-SB12
Lineage: Eukaryota; Fungi; Basidiomycota; Agaricomycetes; Polyporales; Adustoporiaceae
Exons: 12
Coding region: 1-1638 (545 amino acids)
Molecular function (GO): oxidoreductase activity, acting on paired donors, with incorporation or reduction of molecular oxygen; iron ion binding; heme binding
Source: RefSeq, a predicted model, not a curated record
AUGGUUUUUGUCACUACCACCAACGUGCUCUUGUCGAUGAGUGGGGCAAUAGCGGCUAUUGUCCUGUGGAAGGUGAUCUCGAUACUCAGAGCACCGUACACAUCGGCUUUACGCAAUCUGCCUGGUCCUCCGAGUCCUAGCUGGCCAUUGGGUCACCUGAAGAUGAUGUUCUCCGCCGAAGAUAGCGCAGCUCUAUACGAAAGCUGGGUGGAGAGACACGGUACCACAUUCAAAUACAACGGCUGGGCUGGAACUUAUCGGUUGUUUACCGCGGACACGCGAGCGGUGAAUUACAUCCAAAGCCAUUCGAAUGAUUAUUGGAAGCCAGAGAUUAGUAGGUUCAGUCUGAUCCAAAUCUUAGGCCACGGGCUCUUGUCGGUUGAAGGAGAUCGGCACAGACAGCAGAGGAGGGUCAUGAAUCCAGCUUUUGGUCCAGCUCAAAUCAGAGGAUUGACAGAGAUAUUUGUGGAAAAGGCGCAUAAGCUAUGCGAAUUUUGGAGGAACGAACUUUCAAAGAACGGGGAGCCCGGUCGCAUUGAAGUUCUGAAUGGACUGAGCAAGAUGACUUUGGAUGUUAUUGGACUCGCCGGCUUCAACUACGACUUUAACUCCCUGAACGUCGAUGGCAAGCCCAAUGAGCUGAAUGAGGCAUUCAAUGUACUCUUUCGCUCGCUGGAUGGGUUCGCUAUACUGCCUGUAUUGCAGGCGGUGUUCCCCCCUUUGCGGCUGCUUCCUGACAGGCGUUCGAGGCGGAUAGCCAGCGCAGUAAAGGUGAUGAGGCGCAUUGGUAUGGAACUCAUCUCCAACAAGAAGGCAGAGAUUGUGGCUGCAGCAAUUAGUGAUCAGAAGGAAAAGAACAAGCUGCAGAGUCGCGACCUCCUUACAUUGCUGCUCAAAAGUAAUCUGUCAAGAGAUAACCCAGAGAGUCAAAGACUGUCCGAUAAAGACGUAUUGGCUCAGGUACCAACGUUCCUUAUCGCGGGUCAUGAAACAACGAGCAAUGCAGUCGCUUGGUGCCUAUAUGCUCUGACACAAAACUCUGAGAUACAGCAGAAGUUGCGCGACGAACUCUGGAGCGUUCCAACUGAGGACCCCACAAUGGAUGAACUGAAUGAGCUUCCUUACCUCGAGGCAGUUGUCCGAGAGACAAUGCGCGUACAUGCACCCGUGCCCGCGACAGAAAGGGUUGCAAUCAAGGACGACGUGAUUCUGCUUAACACGCCAUACAUUGAUAUCCGCGGCCAGGUUCAGGACUCUGUCAGGGUCAGGAAGGGAGAUCACAUCUUCAUUCCUAUCAUUGCAAUGAAUAAAUCCAAGGCACUCUGGGGAGAAGAUGCAUUCGAGUUCAAACCUGAACGUUGGGAGUCUAUCCCCGACGCAGUGCAAACCAUCCCCGGAGUGUGGGCCAAUAUGAUGAGUUUCCUGGGUGGCGCACACUCUUGCAUUGGGUUCCGCUUCUCUGUUGUCGAGAUGAAGGCCCUGGUCUUUGCACUCGUCCGCAGCUUCGAGUUCGAGUUGGCGGUUCCAGCGGGUCAACUGACGGCGAAGACCAUCGGUGUUCAACGUCCUGCUGUGCGCGGCGAACAGAACCAAGGGUGUCAGCUGCCUCUUUUGAUCAAAGUAUACAAACGCAAUUGA